ACAAUAAAACAGUCUAUUAUACAGUAAUAAAUGUGAAUCUGACGCUGCCUACGUUUCCCAGCGUGCAGAGCGUUCAAGGCGGAAGUGUCGUCAUGGAGAUGCUUAUAAAGCUGCUUCCCCGGUGGCGCUGCAAGCAGCUGGGUGAACCUGCCGUUGUUACGAUGGGACGGUGACAGAGACCUGGCAGCUCGCUCAGGAAUCUCCUCUAAGAGCUGCUUAUAAAAACCGAAAUGAAAGCCUACGAUUAGCUCGCUCGAACAAUGUAACAACAUUCCUUUAUUUAUUUAUUUUUUGCUGAUUAAGUCUGAUUUUUUUUUUCCUUUUUUCAAUUUCGGAAUUGAAUAUUUUUCUAUAAUAAAUAUGGAACUGGAGCAAAAAAGUUGACCCAGUGGUGUCCUUUGGAUGUCGCAGAGAUCGCUCUUAAAAUCUACCGGGGAUGUCUAACCUCUCUCGGUGGGACGGUGACUGCAGCCGCCGCCGCUAUAGAGGAGCGGAUAACGGAAUUACCUCUAAGACCGAAGAACUGUGACAGUCAACGCCUUCCUCUCCCUCUCUCUGGAAUCUCACACCGCUGAAAACACUGGAUUCUUUACACACUAUUGGUUCAUAGACUGCUUUAGGGGAGAGGAAGAGAGGAACAUGUAGGUCAAAACUGAUGGUGGUUCUUCCUGCUGUUUCCAUGCUUCUUUCUUCACCUCCUCCUCCUCCUUCUCCUCCAGAACUUUGGGCUUUUUUGUGGACUGUGUUCCAAUUCAGUGCGAUGGGCUGCAUCCAGAGCAUCAAGUGUAAGCCCAAGAGUUUCCGAGACAGCGUUAUCGUCCUGGAGCUGAAUGCUUCCAUUGACUCCAACCCCACCAGCAUCGACGAGACGUCAAACGUGGUCCUGCGCUACCGGACGCCGCACUUCCGAGCUCAAGCGCGGCUUCUGGUGCCUCCUAUAGCAACCAAAGAGACAUGGACCAUCGGCUGGAUUCAGGCGUGUAACCAUAUGGAGUUUUACAAUACCUAUGGGGACAAAGGAAUGUCAAGUUGGGAGCUUCCUGACCUGCGAGACAGUAAGAUCCGUGCAAUAAGUGACUCGGAUGGCGUCAACUACCCCUGGUAUGGCAACACAACAGAGACCUUCACCGUGGUGGGGCCCACAAAGAGGGACAGCAAGUUCACAGUUAACAUGAAUGACAAUUUUUACCCCAGUGUCACCUGGGGAGUGCCGGUCAGCGACAGCAACCUGCCACUGCUCAGCAGCAUCCAGCGCAACCAGAGUUUUACCACCUGGCUAGUUGCCAUCAACCAGGCCACCUCAGAGACAGUCGUCCUCCGGACAAUCCGCUGGAGGAUGCGGCUUGACAUUCAUGUGGACCCAGAGAAACCUCUGGGUCAAAGGGCUGUUUUAAAGGAGCCUGUGGCUCAGGAACAGCCUCAAAUAUUGGGCAAGAAUGAACCCAUCCCCCCCAACGCCAUGGUGAAACCCAACGCCAAUGAUGCCCAGGUGCUUAUGUGGCGGCCAAAGAAGGGUGAUCCCGUGGUGGUCAUCCCCCCUAAAUACUAAUCUACUCCUACAGACCAGACUGGCCUUUCAAUCCUCUUGUUUCAUCUCCUAUCUUGUUUUUUUUUACUCUCUUUUCACAGCCUCUCAGUGCUUUAAUCUAUGUUUUUUGUUAUUUUCCCUAUUAUUUUGCCUCUAUAAUCUUCUCAUGUUAGUGGAAAAAAAACCCUAACAAACCAACUGACAUGGAAAGGAGGCUAAUAAAUCCAUAGCAGAGAAAAGGAGCACAUGUUCCCUUCAAGGAAGGAAUUUACUGCAAUUACCUGCAACCAUUCUACCUUCAAACAGAGGUCGGGUCUCACUGUGCUGAAAUGCAAAAAGAACAAAAGCAGUGUUUUCAUUUUGUUUUAACUCUGGCUGGGUGAGGCAGCUGAUGUCAACUGUGGUAGAGGUUAGGCAACAUGUCUGCAAACAUGCUGCUCAAACUGUGUACGAAUACUAGAGGAAUUGUUUUAUAUUAUUAUUUAUAGGCUGGAGGAGAAUGCAUUCAAUUGUGUUUUAUGUUUGGUUAUUUACACAAGGAAUUGCAAUGAGUGACUUUUAAUCUAGUCUUUUUUUUGUAAGAUAUUCUAGACAUUUUAAUCCAUGCUGCCUUAAGUUUACAUUGCUUUCCACUGCAAACAUGUUCGCCUUAAACUUAAGUGCAAUGAAGUUAUUUAGUCCUUUGUCCCAAUUCUUCCACACUCUUGGUGUUGCUGGCAUGUGUGUUUAGGAAACGAACCAGAGCACAGAAGCGAACCGCGUUUUAGUUCCACACGUCUAGAAAACUCCAAUGACAUUACGAGUAGAAACAGUUACACAAUCAAACUAACUCGGCUGGUUGUGUUUCAAGUGGAUUAUGCAACAAAAGAGAAGCUCUGUGAAGUCGUCUGUAGUGCUCAGCACAGUAAACUACAAGAACAUCUGGAGAAAAAUCUAGUGAAAAGCACAGUUGACCUCAUUUUUGUCACUUUAUUCUGCUGAUAAGAACUCCAUCUCAGGGCCUCCGUUUUACUUAUUUACUCUGUCUGCUUUCAUCUGUCUUUUUUCCCAAACUUGUCCUACUGCUGUAUCUCUAUCUAUGGCUUACACUGGACAUAAUGCAGCUUAUCCUUUUUGUUUCUUUAUCAUUUAAAUUGACACUUUCUCUGUGAAAAAAAAGAAAUAUACAAUAGUAUUCUGCUAAUUCUCUUUCUCACGUUAUGUGUUCUCCGCUGUCGAGGCAGUGGGGAAGUUUAAUGCCGACUGCACAGCUGGCAUAUAGAUGACCCACUUCUCUUUUCUGCCAGUCGUAGCUCUCGCUGCAUGCGGGGCCUGUCUCCCUUUAUUUUACCGCCAGCUAGAGUAGCGCAGGCACACAUGCAUGAAUAAAGAGCUCUGGUCAUUUAAAUAUCAGUCCCCCAAAUCUGAAUGCUCCUCUAUCUGGAACACUUUACAAGAAAAUAGAAAUCAGAGUUGAAUUUGAAUUUAGGAAUCCUCCUCCUCCUUCCAGGUACGAAGCCAAUGACAGAUUUUUUUUUCUUUCCCAAUUUUUAUCCCAGCAGACAAAUGAAAUACAUAAAAACUUACCAGUUUAUAAACUGAACCUCAUAUUUAAAUGCAAACCUUGCUACAAACUGAAUGACAAUGGUGACAUUUGCCUCAUAUCAGUAUUCUAGAUCGGAAACUGCAGUUGGAAACUCCAGCCAGAAAAAAAAAAAAAUCCCUCUGGUAUUGUCUAAAAAAAAAACAUCUGCCACUGUCUUUGAAGCUUAACGUUUGAGCCAUUUUAUUUUAUUUGCAUAACAUGCAAAAAUAGAAACAUAGCUUGCUUUAAUAUAAAGCUGGACUAAAGCUGGUACCUCUGCCUGACAGAGGGGAGAGGCUUGACCCCACCCACUGUGACCCUGAACAGGAUAAAACUGGAAAUAAAAAAUUCUUAAGGAUAAUACAAAAUUCUGAAAACCUGUCUGAAAUUUUUCC
Molecule: messenger RNA, 3487 nt
Organism: Cyprinodon tularosa
Lineage: Eukaryota; Metazoa; Chordata; Actinopteri; Cyprinodontiformes; Cyprinodontidae
Gene: fam78ab
Product: family with sequence similarity 78 member Ab
Exons: 3
Coding region: 656-1549 (297 amino acids)
Source: RefSeq, a predicted model, not a curated record